AGUCGGAUGAGGUGGACUUUCUAAAUUUUAUGGAAUAGUUGGAGAUCUCAAUAUCAAGGUGUUCCCAUGAGGCCUUGUGGCGGGCGUGUUCCCGGGUUUACUCUCCUGAUCUGGAUGAGUGUGGCUCGGCUUGUUUGUGGCUAUGGGCUGUCGGAGGAGACCAAAACUGUGCUCCUGAGAGAGGCAGAGUUUGAUGUGAUUUACGAAGACACUGUUACAAGCAACAAUCAGACCGUCUACGCUUUCAACUACACACUCUUCAGGAAAAUGACAGAGGGCCUCCGAGUGUCUGUAAAUGUCCUGUCUAAUGUCUCACACAGUCCCAUACAGUUUGUCCUUCGUCAGAGGCAUUCUGUAAUGUCUUUCCCAGUGCCUUUGAUAAUACGAGGCCUGACGCAUGAGUACAGCCAUGUGGAGAGAACGCUGUGCCCUCCUCCCACAGUGAACGACUCAGAGGAACAGUCCUUGUUUGUGGAUGUGUGGAGUUUAAGGAGCCACAGUACACAGUACCAGCUCAGGGUCAGCCGUGUGGACAACUUCACACUGGGGACAGACAAGAAGCUCAACUUCACAGCGUCUCCUUCUCAGCCCCAGUUUUUCAAGUAUGUUUUUCCUGACGGAGUGGACAGGGUUAUUGUCAAAGUCACCUCGCACAUGAAGUUUCCCUGCUCUGUCCUGUCCAUUCAAGACAUAAAGUGCCCUGUGUAUGACCUUGACAACAAUGUGGACUUCACUGGGAUGUUCCAGACUAUUACAAAACUGGGUGCAAUUACAGUUCAGCGUAAGGACUUUCCCGGUAACAGCUUCUAUGUGGUGGUGGUGGUCAAAUCUGAGGACACGGUGUGCGGUGACUCUACAGACUCCUCCACGAUGGACACAGACCGAACCAAAGUCCUGGAAGUCGUAGUGUCCCCUUCACCCCAAAGUAAGGAAAGUCUCCAGCUUCAACCCAUGAAUAUGGACGAUGUGAGUAUGGCCUGUAGUAAUCCUGAAACGUACUGGGACAGAUUUUCAUAUUUGUUCUGUUUUAGGAACAUUGCCACUAUAGCCGUCUUCUAUGCUCUGCCUGUGCUCCAGUUGGUCAUCACUUAUCAAACGUUUGCAAAUGUGACAGGAAAACAAGAUAUCUGCUACUACAACUUCCUAUGUGCCUAUCCGCUAUUAGGUCUGAGCUCUUUCAACAACAUCCUGAGUAAUCUCGGGUAUGGACUGUUGGGUUUCUUAUUCCUCUGUAUUGUGUUUAAGAGAGCCAUCACACACAGGCAAGCUCUGGUCUGCAAGGACAGGAACGCUUUGGAGAACGGUAUCCAAAAACACUUUGGCCUGUUCUACGCUCUGGGCAUGGCUCUCAUGAUGGAGGGUGUGCUCAGUGGCUGCUACCACGUCUGCCCCAACUACACCAACUUUCAGUUUGACACGUCCUUCAUGUACAUGAUCGCUGGGCUGAGUAUGCUCCAGCUGUACCAGAAGAGACACCCGGACAUCAGUGAAAACGCUCAUGCUGCGUACUGCUGCCUGGCUCUGGUCGUCUUCGUCUCUGUAAUCGGAGUGGUUUUGGGAAAGGACAGCAUAACAUUUUGGAUUAUUUUCUCACUCAUUCACAUUUUGGCCUCUCUCUUUCUGAGUGCACAGCUCUACUACACAGACACAUGGAGAGGUUGUAUCAGACAGUGUACCUGCCCCAUAUACAUACAUCGAUUGGUUUUCCUUGUGGUGGCAAAUGUUGGCAACUUCUGUCUAGCUGGCUAUGGAGUCAUUAAGAGACCAAAUGACUUUGACACGCACCUGUUGGCCAUCGCCAUCUGUAACCUGCUGUUGUAUCUCUUUUAUUACAUAUUCAUGAAGUUGUGGAAUGGAGAGAGGAUCACCAGGCUGGCCAUCGUCUGUAUUGUCCUCACCCUGAUCUUUUGGGGGUGUGCGAUCUCCUUUUUCCUCCAAGGUCUCACCACGUGGCAGAAAACUCCAGCAGAGUCACGUGAAAAUAACAAAGACUGCAUCCUAUUGUCUUUCUUCGAUGAUCAUGACAUCUGGCACUUCCUAUCCUCCAUCGCCAUGUUUGGAUCAUUUAUGGUCCUGCUGACCGUAGACGAUGACCUCGACACGGUCAAAAGAGACAAUAUCCCCGUUUUCUGAAGUGACCUCCUUUCAGUUAUUCCACACUUACCUUAUGCAUUCAGAGAAUUCUAAUUAUUAUUUUAAAAUUUAUUGAUGAUUUUACUGAGAUGCUUUCAGUCAUAUGCACA
Molecule: messenger RNA, 2243 nt
Organism: Periophthalmus magnuspinnatus
Lineage: Eukaryota; Metazoa; Chordata; Actinopteri; Gobiiformes; Gobiidae
Product: SID1 transmembrane family member 2-like
Exons: 20
Coding region: 67-2133 (688 amino acids)
Cellular component (GO): membrane
Source: RefSeq, a predicted model, not a curated record